UAGACAUUUAGGGUGACAGUCAGCUCUUUAAUCUCUGCAGUGACCACACCAGCACACAGGACCUGUCCCAGGGCAAGGCCAGUCUGUGCAGAGGAGUGCUCCUGCUGUGGGCUGCAGGAAGCAGUUCAUCCAGGCUCAGCAUUUCAUGUGCUGCCCGGGGACAUAUUCAGAGCUCAACUCUAACACCAGAAGUCUCGUUUCCUUUUCCUUCAGGAGCUGCCUGUGGGUACCAGGAAACCCAAAGAGGAUGUCCUGACCCCUUACUCUAGCCAAAGGAUAUUUCUCCAGCCUGCAUGCUGCCCAAACAUCAGUGGUGACUUGAGUGUCCUCUACUGCUCCAGCCAUGGGGACCUCCUCUUCCACAUCCUCUAAUAGAGAAGGUGGUGAUUUGGCCUCCAGCUUUAACGAGUUUUUUAAGGACUUCAAGCUGGAAAGCAAAAUCCUCUCUCAGGAAACCAUCACUUUGAUUCAAUCACACCUAGUGAAGGGGGAACUUCAGAGUGCAGUUUCUGCAAUUAGUGAUGCAUUGAGAGACAUUGACAAUGCCCCACUGAACAUUGCUGUGACCGGGGAGUCUGGGGCAGGGAAGUCCAGCUUCAUCAAUGCCCUGCGGGGUGUGGGGCACGAGGAAGAAGGGGCUGCCCCCACUGGGGAACUGGAGACAACCACUGACAGAACCAAAUAUGAACACAAGAAGUUUCCCAAUGUGACAUUAUGGGACCUGCCAGGGGUAGGGACCACUAAAUUUCAGCCUCAUGAGUAUCUGGAGAAAAUGAAAUUUGGUGAGUAUGACUUCUUUAUUAUCAUCUCUUCUACACGCUUCAAAAUCAAUGAUGCACAACUAGCUAAUGCAAUUAGAAAAAUGAAGAAGAAUUUCUACUUUGUCCGAUCUAAAGUGGACAGUGAUUUACAUAAUGCACAAAGAACUAAACCCAGCACUUUCAAUAAAAAUGAAAUCCUGCAAAGGAUCCACAAUGACUGUGUGACUCAACUGCAGAAGGCCAAAGUGAAGGACCCUCAGGUCUUCUUAGUCUCCAGCCUUGAUUUGUCUGACUAUGAUUUCCAAAGCCUGGAGACCACCCUUCUGAGGCAGCUUCCAGCCCACAAGCGCCACAUCUUCAUGCAAUACCUGCCAAAUGUUACUGAGGCUGCCAUUGAUCGGAAGAGGGAUUCCCUGAGACAGAAGGUCUGGCUGGAGGCCCUGAAAGCUGGAGCAUCGGCUACCAUCCCUUUCAUGGGUUUGAUCAGCGAUAAAGAUGUAGAGAAGCUGGAACAGACUUUAACCCUCUACAGGUCUUACUUUGGGCUGGAUGAUGCAUCCCUGGAAAUCAUAGCCAAGGACUUGCACGUGUCAGUGGAGAAACUCAAGGCAAACCUUAGGUCUCCCCAUUUGCUAUCAAUUGAGAAGAAUGAUGAGUCAUUAGGGGAAAAACUGUUGAGAUAUGUGGAAAAAUUCUGCUCUGUUAGUGGAGGACUUAUCGCCACUGGUGUUUACUUUAGGAAGAUUUUCUGCUUGCAAAAUUAUUUCCUUGAGACUGUGGUGAGUGAUGCAAAAGUUCUUCUUAAAAAAGAAGAGAUUUUUAAGGACUCUAUGGACUCUGGGCAAACCUAUCCACUUCAGAAUGUAGGGAAUGAAAAUGGGAAAAGUGAGGCAGCCAGCUCCUGAAUUAUUCUCAGUGUUAGCAUGGCACUGGUGCCUGGAAAGUUGAGUUAGGACUUCCCUGAAGCAAUCCUGACCCACUGCCCUCAAAGUGUAUCACAGACAUUUCCAUAAUACUCUCUUGAACAAACCACCAAAUGUAAUGACUGUAAUUUCACAGUGAGAGCAAUGAAGUCUAAAGAAUCCUUCCUUCAUAUGAUUCUUUUGGGAAAAAUGAAGGACAGUAAUCUGAAAUUUUCUGCUUAUUGGAGAGAAAAACAUUUUGUGUCAUGGUUACUAUAUAGCCAGUCUUUCUACUGACAUAGUAGUAAAAAAUAGAUGUUCACACAGUAGAUCUUCAAGACUGAUUUUUUUAAAUAAAAGCAUACAUAGUCUGUUUUUGGCACUCCUGUCACGUGGUUGUGAAUGCAUGAAUUCUGAUCAUUAAUAGAUCAUCAAUUAAUGUGGCUGAUAAUCCUCCUUGUCCUUUCCAGGGUUACCAUUUUAUUUAAAAACAUAAAAGGUAGCUGAACAUGUGUCACAAUAAAUGAAACAGAAACAUUAGCUAAGGAAAAGCUUUAUCUGGGGUGCACUGUGAGAGGAAUAUGCGUAUAAGAUGGGAACAUACUCCAAGGGCUGCAUAUUGCAUGUCUAGACACCCCUUGGCUGCUAUCAGUGUAUUUUGUGCCUGAACUUGAGAGGUUAGGGAAUAAAGAGACAAGAGGAUUUUGAUAAAUCUAAGUGGAAAUUUAAAAAAUGAAAAAGGUAUUUAGAUAUAUGCAGUCCUUCAUCUAAUAAGGGAAAUGCAAAUUGGGAAUGACAUCUACACAAAAAUAUCAUUUAUCUCUUAUUAGAUUGGGGGAAAUUGCAAAGUUUGACAUUCUGUGGGUGGCAGUGUAGAAAAAUAGUUGUGGUCACACAAUUUUGGUGGGUACACAAAAUGAUCUAGCCUAUAAUGUGGUAAGUUAGACCAUCUCUAGGAAAAUUACACUGACAUUUACACUUUGCCCCAGUGGUCUCACUUUGAAGAACCUGGGCCAUAAAAAGUGAGAGUAGAUUGGUGGUUGACAGGCAUUGGAAGUGGGGAAAUGUGUAAUGCUGUUGAAAGAGCGCAUCUUUCAGUUAUAAGGCGAAUGUAUAGUAUGGUGACCGUAGUUAAUAAGACUGUGUAAUAAUAGUACUAUACAACAAUACCUGAAAUUUGCUAAGAGAGUAGAUCCCAAGCUGCUCAACACACACACACAAGGUAAAUAUGUGAGGUGAUGGAUGUAUUAAUUAACUUGGCUGCUGUGCUUAUUCCUCCAUAUGUACCUAUGUAUCAAAUCAUCACAUUGUACACUUUAAAUAUAUAUGAUUCUAUUUGUCACUUUUACCUAAAUAAAGCUUGGGGGGGAGAACCAAAAAGCUGGAAAAUUUUUUAAAAGAUACAUGCUUAAAAUUAUUAAUUCAGCAUUAUUUGAAAUGGUAAAACACAAAUUUCAAAUGUUUUUUAAUAAGAAAUGUUAGAGCCACAAUGACAUAUAUAUACAAAAACAGUGAGUAAUAUCAUAUGUAUAGCUAUGCUCUCAUCUCCAGGAUAUACUGUUUAUUGUUCAUUGAAAAAAGUAAGAUGGAUAAUUUUGUGUAUAGUAUAUUACUGAUGAUCUAAGACAAUGUAAAAUAGGAAUAUAUAUUUACACAUAUUCUUUAAUUAAAAAGACAACUUUAGUAAUAAAAUUCACUUAUCUAUAGGGAAAGUGAUGCUACUGUGUCGAGAGGCAGUGUAAGAGCUAGAUUUUACUCAAUGUAACUUAUUUUACAUUGAAACGUGCAAAUGUCUUACAAAGCUAUAUAACUAUGUAAUUAAGCAAAAAGACCCAACAUUAUAGAAAUACAAAUCAAAACAAA
This is a messenger RNA of Ailuropoda melanoleuca (giant panda), 3526 nucleotides long. RefSeq names its product T-cell-specific guanine nucleotide triphosphate-binding protein 2-like. Gene Ontology annotation, cellular component: endoplasmic reticulum membrane. The record is from RefSeq and is a predicted model, not a curated record. The coding region runs from base 344 to 1666 and encodes 440 amino acids. Gene Ontology annotation, biological process: autophagosome assembly; cellular response to interferon-beta; innate immune response. NCBI's taxonomy places the organism in Eukaryota, Metazoa, Chordata, Mammalia, Carnivora, Ursidae. The transcript is spliced from 3 exons. Gene Ontology annotation, molecular function: GTPase activity; GTP binding.